GGUCCUAUGCAGGCCGUCUCACUGGCGGACCUCCUCCAGCCUCGCCCCCACUCCCGUGCUUUCCCCUCCUUCCCGGCAUUUCUGUUUCCGCUUUCUGAAGGCUCUUUAGUUUUCCCACCUCUGCGAGACACUUCGCGCCCAGUGGUCCAGUGACGUCAUUUUUCUGCGCUGCGUGGACAACCACCGUUGGGAGAGGGAACUGCUUUGCCGCCCUUCGCUGCUUUCCUCGGGCUGCUGCUCAUCUGGAAUAAUGGCGCUGUCACUGUGGAAGGGGCUGGUAGGCAUUGGCCUCUUUGCCCUAGCACACGCGGCCUUUUCUGCUGCUCAGCAUCGUUCUUAUAUGCGAUUAAUGGAAAAGGAAGAUGAAUCACUGCCAAUAGAUAUAGUUCUUCAGACACUUCUGGCCUUUGCGGUUACCUGUUAUGGUAUAGUUCAUAUUGCAGGGGAGUUUAAAGACAUGGAUGCCACUUCAGAACUAAAAAAUAAGACAUUUGACACAUUAAGGAAUCACCCAUCAUUUUAUGUAUUUAAUCAUCGUGGUAGAGUACUGUUUCGGCCUUCAGAUACAACAAAUUCUUCAAAUCAAGAUGCAUUGUCCUCUAACACAUCGUUGAAGUUACGAAAACUUGAAUCCCUGCGUCGUUAAGAUUUUUACAAAUCAUAACAGUACGGGACACAGAGUUGGAAUAUUGGAGUUUGGAGUAUAAAACACUCCCCCCAUAAGUAUUUAUAUUGAUCUUUUAGAUCUAACUAAAACAAGUCUGUGGCCCUUGUUUGUACACUGUUAUCAAAUUAUUUUUUUUGGAGAAUUUCAAGAUUUAUUUAUUUUUUUAAUUGAAUUUAUUGGGGUGACAUUGGUUAAUAAAAAUUAUAUAAGUU
Messenger RNA from Myotis myotis, 879 nucleotides. It is a transcript of the gene MMGT1, whose product is annotated as membrane magnesium transporter 1. The transcript is spliced from 4 exons. Bases 251 to 646 code for a protein of 131 amino acids. The record is from RefSeq and is a predicted model, not a curated record. Gene Ontology annotation, cellular component: EMC complex; early endosome; Golgi apparatus. Lineage: Eukaryota; Metazoa; Chordata; Mammalia; Chiroptera; Vespertilionidae.